UUUUCUCCACAACCUCGAGGACAAUAACAGACGACCGAUGGCACAAUAAAUCUACCGCCUUUCGCUCUCUUUCUUCCCAUUGUCGCCAACCACCAACGCCUUCAGCGUCGGAGCCUUCAUAGACGUCGCGAGCUGUCGAGCAUCUAGCACUUGCCCAAACUCUUCACCUCCACGAGCAAGUCGAUAAUUUCGACACGCGACUGAGAUUCACUAGAGUCUCCGUCGAUCCCUCGAAAUUCGCCCACUAUGCUAGCCUCCGGUGGUGUGUGUGCUGUGCUCGACUACGAAAUCGAUCAGAUCACCGAAUAUGUUGCGGAAAUGGCCCAGAGGAUCGUCCUGCCUGGCAGUCCAGUCUCGCCGGCAUUCCGAAAAUUCGUCUCCGGCCUCCUGUCAUCUACUCGCCUUCCAAGCACCACAAUUCUCCUUGGCAUGAACUACCUUGCAAGACGAAUGAACAUGCUCAAUGCUGCUGGUCCCUACAAGGCCACAGACGGUGUGGUUUGGCGAAUGUUGACGAUUGGCCUUCUCCUUGGAAGCAAGUUCCUGGACGACAACACAUUCCAAAAUCGAUCAUGGUCAGAGGUCAGUGGCAUCGCUGUCUCGGAGCUGAAUACUCUGGAGCACGAGUGGUUGGAUGCGAUGGGCUGGGGUCUGUACGUGAAUCUCGACAAAAGCAAAGACUUCAAAGCUUGGAUGGACAGCUGGGAGGAAUGGCGCGAGGCAAAGAACAUCCAACGCAAAGCAACGCUCGACCGUCUUGCACCUCUUGCUCCAAUCGACACUAACGUCCAGAGACCUCGUCCAUACUCCCAAGCGUUCAGUGCUUACCCCAAGAGUGCAUCUCGCGAACGUCAUCAGUCCAGCUUCCAUUCAGCUUACGACCAAAACUCGUGGGUCAAUCCCUAUCCUACACCACACCUCACUCCACCGUCUGCGCCGGAUUCUGGUCUCAAUACUCCCGAGUAUGUCAACAUGACUGCAACUGGUGGAGCCCCUCGAUACAAUGAUUGGGCCUUGUAUAACCAAUACUCGAGAUAUCAAGCACCAUCACACGCUCCAUACGUUCCCCCCCAUGGACCUUACCCUGUCAGUCAACACAAUAACUACCACUCGGGUGUGCACAUCUGGGAUGGUUCUCUCGUCGAGUGCCAAUGUGGUUAUUGCAUCUCUCCGGUCAAACAGCCAUACUUCAUGUCUCAUGGAUAUGGACAGCAGAUCGUUGCAGGAUAAUCGCCAUGUACCUUCGAUAUACUCGACUAUCACAUUUUUCACUUCCGAGCGACUCGCAUGAUUCUUCGACAUACCAAUACCAUCCGAUGCCUAGCGCACGUCACAAAAGUUCUUUGCAUUCAGUUUUCUCGAGCGUUUUCCAGCGCGCAUUACGUUCGGAGGUAGUUACGUCCGGCCCGUCUUCACACAAAAUGGUAAUACGCAUACGGACGCACCCAUCACGAUCUCGAGUCGCGUUGCACCCGUCACGGUGGCUGCCUCGAUCUUACGAUUUCCUUUACUUCAUCCCGGCGUUGCAUCAGCGAAUUUAGAAUUUCAUUUGUUUUUCAAAAUCGGAUGGCAUGAAGACUGGAGGGAAAACCAGUCAGGUGUUUGGGUGGGAUUGAGGGAGA
This is a messenger RNA of Hyaloscypha bicolor E, 1622 nucleotides long. RefSeq names its product putative meiotically up-regulated gene 80 protein. Gene Ontology annotation, cellular component: nucleus; cyclin-dependent protein kinase holoenzyme complex. The record is from RefSeq and is a predicted model, not a curated record. The transcript has a single exon. Gene Ontology annotation, molecular function: cyclin-dependent protein serine/threonine kinase regulator activity; protein kinase binding. NCBI's taxonomy places the organism in Eukaryota, Fungi, Ascomycota, Leotiomycetes, Helotiales, Hyaloscyphaceae. Gene Ontology annotation, biological process: regulation of cyclin-dependent protein serine/threonine kinase activity. Bases 247 to 1230 code for a protein of 327 amino acids.